CCAAGUGUCAUGGUGGUCGAAUCCAGAAAAAAAAUUGUUUUCGGAAAUAAAUCGAUUAAAAUAGUCCAAUAAAAAGAGAUGUCGAUCAUAGAAGGCGUUGGAGAUGAGGUCACAAUCUUUGUGACCAUCCUUUUCGUCCUUACUGGGCUGCUUCUCGCCUGGUUAACUACUACCCUCAACCCUGGGUCAUCUGAUGCAGGGACUGACAUCAGUCAUGAACCAACCAGUGAAGGAAAUGGAGCCACUCACGACCAGGCAGGAAGUGACACUUCGGAAACGUCGCCACAGCAGCAGGAAGAACCUCCAGAUGGCACAACAGGAGAAGUCAGGAACCGACUCCAUCAAGAGCAGAACCAGCCUGACCCAUCAGGACCUGGAGACUCUGUACCCAAGAACUCUGCUCCUGAGAACUCAGAACCCAGUGCUUCAGGUUCAAGUGCAGGCACCCCACCUGAACCAUCUGAAAGACUCGACGGUCAUAUUCGAUUGAAAAUCAAAUAUCUCGACGAGCGAGAAAGAUUUGUCCAAGCUCGCCCUGAUGAAAACAUAGAGAAUUUCAAAAGGACACAUUUCGCUGGUGAGCUUGCCGAGAAUCUUCUGGUGCGUCUUAUCUACAAUGGUCAAGAACUGCGUGGAGACGGCUCAACGCUGUCCUCGUACAACAUCGGAGACAUGAGCGUUGUUCAUUGCCUGAUCACACGCUCACAACGUCCCCAGGAAGGAAACGUACAGAUGGACCAGGACACUAUGGAAAUAGACCUUAGCAAUCUAAUGUUCCCGUUAUUUGGACUAAUUCUAGGUCUGAUCUGGUACUGCCGGAUUGCCUAUAGAAACUUUUUUAAUGCUAUGUCCACUUUGGCGCUUAUUGGGAUCACUGUCUUAUUUUUCUUUGCCUGUGUGAUUACGUUUCGGAAUAAUAGGCCACAUGAACAUUUCCCCCCGCCUCACAUGCCUCAAGAGGUACCAGGCGCGGGUGGUCACCAGCACCAGGAAUAGUUGGAUAUUUCAAUUUGGGUGGACAGAAAGUUGUACCGAUACCAUCAAGAAUACAACUUAGGUUUUUGAGUUGUCAAGAAUUGAAUUGUGGACUUCAGAAAGGGUAAUUUGGAUGCUUUCUCCACAGCAACUAGUCUCUGUAAUCUCCCUUCCUACUCAAGAUAGGCAGGUUAUGUCAUGUUGUGCUUAUGUGGCAUGGUUUGGCACCAAGUUGGCCGAGGCAUCUUGGCAGUCAAAGCUUCACCAGAUGCCUCUCAAGAUUUUAUUUCUUACUCUUCAAUGUACAUGUAAAAACACUGAUGAAACACAAGUCGUCUCCUCUAAAGGAAUGCUACUUGAAUAGGUUUAUAUUGUACAAACACUGUCAUGGUGUAUAGAAUGCAUGUUACUUUCCCCCUUGCUUGUCAAGCUGAUCAGCUCAUGAAUAAAUUGUUGAAUAUUA
Molecule: messenger RNA, 1438 nt
Organism: Lineus longissimus
Lineage: Eukaryota; Metazoa; Nemertea; Pilidiophora; Heteronemertea; Lineidae
Product: transmembrane and ubiquitin-like domain-containing protein 1
Exons: 3
Coding region: 79-996 (305 amino acids)
Molecular function (GO): protein binding
Source: RefSeq, a predicted model, not a curated record